Messenger RNA from Adelges cooleyi (spruce gall adelgid), 2931 nucleotides. RefSeq names its product LHFPL tetraspan subfamily member 1 protein-like. The transcript is spliced from 6 exons. NCBI's taxonomy places the organism in Eukaryota, Metazoa, Arthropoda, Insecta, Hemiptera, Adelgidae. The record is from RefSeq and is a predicted model, not a curated record. Gene Ontology annotation, cellular component: membrane. The coding region runs from base 237 to 845 and encodes 202 amino acids.
GUAGCGGCUCGCACGUUUCCCACGACUUGGCCGCCUUUUACCGCACGUGUACGAUAACGAGUCGUGCUUUUUUACCUCUGGCGUACAAUAGAAAAUUGAACAUAGUCUACCGGCGUUUGCGAUUGUAUGCCGUGUGAAAAGCUAAAAAAAAAAAUUGGUUGUUGUUCGUGAACAUACGGAUUAUAGUUGUAUUUUACCAGUACAGAAAACGGUCUACGGUUCAAUAUUACAAAAAGAUGGCAACCACGUUAACGGUUACCGGGAUGUUUUGGGCGACUUUAUCGUUGGCAGCAUCUUUUCUGUGCAGUUCUGGGUUUUACUUGCCGUUUUGGUUACAGGGCCGACUCAUGGACCAGGCUGAUGCAUAUUUCAGUUCGUUUCGCCGGUGCAAUUACCCGAGGCUCAUGUCGGACGGAUCCGUGGAACUCGUCAGAGAGUGUGGCCGGUAUGCCAGGUUCAACGACAUCCCAAGCGUAUGGUGGCAAGCCAGCACGGUCCUCAUUGGUAGUGCAACCGCAAUCACGGUAAUAGUGGCCGUGUCGGCGAUUUCAGCUUGCUGUGUGACGCACGUGAUCCAGAAAUCUACGGCGAAAAUUGCCGGUUACCUGCAACUGUUGGCCGCGGCGCUUGUCAGCGGCGGUGGUGCUGUUUAUCCAAUCGGCUGGGACAACCGAGAAGUGAAGGAAUCGUGUGGAAACAUAUCCGGACCGUACAAGCUAGGCACCUGUCAACUGUCGUGGUCCGUCUACAUGCUCGGGUCUUCGGUGGCUUUGCUGUUGUUGUGCUUCUACUUGAGCUUCUACGCGUCCCGGGACAGCCCGGGCCAUUCAUUUCGUUCCAUCUGAUGAGUGCACGCCCAGGCAACAGCAGCAGCAGCAGCAGCAACCGCGGCAGCUAGCACCGGACAUGCCGCUAGCCAUUAUUUCUGUCGCCACGCAUGAAGAGUACGAGGACGAGGCGCACUUCAAACCCACCGUGAUCGCUCACUGUAAACUGUAAACUAAAUAAUUUUGAAAAAGAAAAAAAAUGUUUUUGGAAACCCUCCCCCCCCACCCAACUUUGUCCUCUCCUCGAUCACACUAAAGUCUCUUUUUUUUGUGUAAGCGAUAAUAGAAAUUCGACCGACAACAAUGUUAUAUUAAAAGAAAAUAAGUGUACAUAAAUAUACGUUAAACUCGAUUUUUAUUUUUAAUAUAAAUAAAAACCACGCCUGUAUAAGAAGAAUUACCGUGUCACAUCUUUGAUCGCUACAACCGCAGAGUCCGUGUACUGUUGCAGUGUAAAGGUCACAUUUAGUCGACAUUAUUUGCUUAUAAAAUAUUAUGUCUCUUGGGGCCUAGGUAAUGAAGAAAAUGAAUAUGUUCACAAUUGUCACCGGUCGCUCUAAUCAAACUUGCACGUUACAACUGUUCGCGGUUGAAUAUAAAUUUCCAUUAAAAUGUUAACAUUUGACUCUGUAAAUUAACUCAAGUCCACCGUUUGUCGCACCGUUUGUAACGCAUACGAUCAUCGGCCAUAAUGUUCACAGUAUUUUUUUUUGGUGAAUAUGAUCUAAAAUAUGUCACCCAAUAUUGUGUAAUUAAGUUUAAAAAAAUAAUAAAAAUAUGUUAAAAUGUUAUAUAAUUAAUGUAGACCGUUUAAUCGUUGGACUAACAAUUAUUGUAAUCACACAGUAUUAAAUAAUUGUUUUAAUUACUAUUAUUAUUAUUACUAUUAUUUACUACGGUCUAUAUAGACUAUUCGUACAUAGUUGUCAUUAUUAAAUUAAUCAUAUUAAUGUGUAUAAAAUAUAUAAUAAUAUGUUAUAAGGCAUGUAAAUAAAAACACGAACAUUUAUAGAAUAGAAAAAUUGUCAGAAUUUCUUUUGUUUGUGAUUCAUGUUUGUAAAUAAUUGAAUUGAAAAAAAUCGUCAACGUUAAAAAUGUUAUCAUUAACAGUUUGUAAAGCUUAUGUUUAAGUUCAAGAGCACUUAAUUGGCCGAUAAAAUAUUACAGUAUUAUAAAACUCAUAUUGGAUAACACUAACACGUUAAUACACGAUAAUACUAAUUAGUACUCGAUUACUUCUAAUGUUUCUUAUAAAAUAUGUUUGUUGUAGUUUUUAAAAAAAUUUUAAAAAAUCCUAUUAUUUAAAUAUUUAAAACACUUUUUUUUUAAUACACAUUACUCACUAAUUUAUUGUAAAGCGUUAUUUAUGAGGUAUCGUUAAAAAAAUUAAAAACUUGUGAUCUUCAAGUAACUUAGCUACUUUUUUUUCCUUUUGGAAGAUCUGAGGAAACAAUUUUCACCCACUUAAUGACUAAUAUAAGAACAAACGACAUACCUACGAAUUUUUUACAAAGAAAUUAUGCAAAAGUAUUUGAUGAAAUCCUUAAGAGUCGACUAGAUAUGAGAGAUAACUGUUUACUUGUAAAAAGAAUGCUAUUGAUCGGAUACUUUAUCUUAAAGUUUACCGGCCAGUCGAUUAAGAAAAAUUAGAUGUUAGAUGUUCAUGUCUUUAAGCAAUAUUGUAAUACAAUUAUAAACUUGAAUGGAUGAUGUGUUUCCCCACAGCGAUGACUUAUUAUAUUAAGUACAUACCAAAACCUAAUUUGAUACGUUGACAAGAAACAACUAAUUUUUAAUUGUUAAAAAUGUAUUUAGUUCAUAUUGUAUUUGUCCAAUUUGAAUACAACGUAUAUUUUGUGUUUAUCAUUUUCGUUCAGCUAAAUUCAAUUUUUUAUAUAUUUUUCAUUUGCGUUGUUAUUUAUUAAUAUUAUUAUUAUUAUACUAAGGUAAUUAAAUGUAUUGUUUAUAAUAAUAGUAGUAUUAUUAUUAUUGUGUAGUAUAAAUUAUUAUAGUGUGCGGUACUCACCACCUCACAUUUUUAUACGCCUACUCAUGUUGAAUUAAUAAUUACAAUUUUUGUUAUAAAAAAAAUAAACCACUAUAA